Messenger RNA from Liolophura sinensis, 4387 nucleotides. Its product is annotated as LIM domain only protein 3-like. Gene Ontology annotation, biological process: positive regulation of transcription by RNA polymerase II. The transcript has 7 exons. The coding region runs from base 396 to 1082 and encodes 228 amino acids. Gene Ontology annotation, cellular component: nucleus. Gene Ontology annotation, molecular function: transcription coactivator activity; DNA-binding transcription factor binding. Lineage: Eukaryota; Metazoa; Mollusca; Polyplacophora; Chitonida; Chitonidae. The record is from RefSeq and is a predicted model, not a curated record.
UGAAAGGGGUGUUUAAGUCCUACAACAAAAACAACAACCAGUGCGUGAAAGCGUUAGCAAAUUCUGAUCAGCAUAUUACAACAUGAUGUUGUCUCACAAGCCUCUGGAAACCAGAAAUUCCUCAACAGCCUUGAAAUGGGUGGUACAAAGGUGUGAAUAAUUAUGGGCAAAUGGAGGUGGUUAGAGGUUUUGGCGAUGAUGUCUAUUGGUCAGUACAGUGUAUUUGACAGAGACAAGGGUGGGUGAAAUGCAGAGAGCCUGGUUUAAUGAGAAGAAGACAUAAGCAGACACUGGCAGCUGUUAAAUUGAGGGAAAGGCGGAGAUUUAUGAGCAGGCAUUGAUUAAGGUGCGGUGAUCGUGUGAGGUGUGCUGGUUGAGACGCCUCCCCCGAGACCAUGGCCGAUAGCUCGUCAGCAGAGGUACCAGUCAGCACAGAACAAACUGAAGUCGAAAACCUGGAGAUAAACCAAAUAAAACAAGAAAUUGCUGACACUGAAGAGAUUGAGGACAGAGUUGAGCACCAGCCGGGACAGGACACAGAAGGCCCCAUGCAGAUCCAGACAGAGGAGGUGAACAGUAUGGCCAAGCAGCAGGAGUGUGCCGGCUGUAAGAAGAAGAUUUCUGAACGCUACCUUCUCAAGGCUCUUGACCAGUAUUGGCAUGAGGAUUGCCUGAAAUGUUCCUGCUGUGAUUGUCGCCUCGGGGAGGUCGGCUCGACGCUUUUUACCAAGGCUAAUCUCUUACUCUGCAGAAGAGACUAUCUCAGGUUGUUUGGUACAACUGGAUACUGUUCAGCCUGCUCCAAGAUGAUCCCAGCCUUUGAGAUGGUGAUGAGAGCUAAAAGUAAUGUGUAUCACCUGGAAUGCUUCGCCUGUCAGCAGUGUAAUCACAGAUUCUGUGUGGGAGACCGCUUCUAUUUGUGUGACAACAAGAUACUGUGUGAAUAUGACUAUGAAGAGAGGGUUGUAUUUGCGAGCAUGCCUUACAAUUACAAUGCACUCUCUCAGAUCAAACGCCAGGCAAACAGCCUAAGUGACGACAUAUCUAGUGGCUAUGGUAGUCCCAGCCCCACCUCACUUUAGACUUACCCCCCAGUACAGUUACUGUGCUCAUCCAUGACUCCGCUGUAUGUAUGACUGACUUUUGUCAUCAUGGUAUCAUUAAAACUCCCAGGCAAACAAAUGUGUCAUUAUCAACUCAGCAUUGCUCUGUUGUAUAUCACGGAACCUAAAUCAGCUCAGGAGAAAAGGACUGAAAAUCAGCUUGUACAAAAGGACUGACAGUUAUUUCAACUAUGUGGUCUGGUAAUGGAACCUUGUUGGCUUGACCAAGAAACCACAUGCCACUACUUUCAAGGGAUCAUCAUGAACCUUGCUGCCUGCAAUGUAUCAGCAAUGGUUCAAACUGGCUUCAAACUAUCACAAGAAAACUGCAACAGGAUCUUCAAAUUAUUGUCAUGACUGCGAGAUGUAAGUGUGUUCCAACGGGCUUUAUCACAAAGAAACUGUAUGUUGUUUGUCUUCAAGGUAUCCGCAUGAGCCUUACUGAUAUUCUGGCAUCAUCAAGAGGUAAUUUGGCUUCAACAGAUUACUGUAAAUUACCGAACAUCUUCCCAUCACCUUUAUUAAUCCAAUUGUGGUCAUACAAGAACCCAAAUCAGUUACAUGUUAUCCAUGAUAAUGUGAUCAAAGACUUGGCCACAGAACACAGAAUUGUCUACAUCCUGUUGACUCACUGGUUUUUAAAUAACUGUUGGUCUCUAUGAAGACAUCUGCUGUAUCAUCAGACAGACACGUCAAGUGUGACUCCAUUGUACUGGCAGCAAUUCUGGACAAAACUGGUAGACUUUCACUUCCUACAUCUGGUGGAUAAACAAUAUCAUUCCAAUUGUCUUAGGGUAAACAGUUUUUCAUCAGGCACUUCAAGCAGUUCCAGUGAUUGAAACUUUCGUCAGAAAUUAACUGGCAGUGACACAUUCAAUUCAGCUAAGGCAUAAAUAGAUGAUAAUGUCAUCAUUGUGCAAAAAGUGAGUGUUUUCUGGUGUGGACAGAAGUAGACUUCCUCUGAUGGACAGAGAGCAUAUUCUAGCCAGACUGGUUGCACUUUACCAAUAGAGGCAUUGUCAGGACACUUGAACAGGGAGACUUUUCAUAUAGCAUUUGAUCUUCACCCAACGUUUUGACUUGAUACCAUUUGAUGGCUUUCUCAAGUUUUUGACACAAGUCAAGUGUACAGAGUGUUACGAGACGGAGCUGGAAACAAUAGUAUAAGCCUAGAAAUUAUAUAAGAAAACAGUACGCUGAACUGGCUGGGUUUAAAUGUCUGAUUGAGAAUGAAGGUAUAUACUUGUCUACUGUUAUUUAUAAAGGACCAAAUUUUAAGCUGUUAUGAUGUUCUGUACAUAGAAGAGCUGUGGAACUGUUGAAGGUACCAGGCCUGGUAUUUUGGGUGUAGUGCUGAUUGUGAAUUCUGUGCAGUGUGGAAUGACAACACUGUUUCUGUUAUAAAUGAUUUAUGUGUACAUUCACAUAUCUGUCGAUUUUAGAGGUUCUCAAGAUGUUUUCAUAAUUUCUUUUGUAAAAUGCAUAAUAUCUGCAUCGCAGCUGUAAAUUGAUUAAAUUUUUAAAAUGCGUCUGUUUUCCACAGCAAGUCUCAACACUCCACCUCUCCACCACCCCUUCUCCUUCUCUUCCCAACCCCCUCUCAUUAUUGCGCACAAUUCAGCGUCCCGUCUCACCGUACAGUGGUUAUCUAGUCAUUUCUUGUCUUAAUCCAGAUUUGUUGCGUCCCAGCCAAAUUAAAUAUUUACUUCAAAUUAUCUCCAGUAUCUUAUCUCAUCCCAUUGUGUGUAUCUAUACAGAUGCUAGAAAAUUCCAUAUAUGGCUAGCACUGAUCACUGUGUUUUGAUUACAUAUCAUCAGGAAAUUGAUACCAGGUCAUCUCGACCCUCUCCCAGGCUAGGCUCAAGAGAAUCCUUCCACAUAUGUGGGUUUAUCAACUUGUUUUACCAGGAACGGUAGCAUGACCACACACCACCCCUACCCAACCAAUCCUCCCCUUAUUUAAGUCCCUUUCUUCUGUACAAAUGCUCUGUAUUGUAUUAAUGUAACAGUAUUAUCACAGUGUCUAUUUCACUUCCUGACUACUAUACCAAUCACCUGAAACUUACUCUUUGAUCUUGACAGUGUCAAUUUAUUGAAUGGCUUCAAAGUGACCAGACAGCCUGUUGGACAUUGGGUUCCGUAAUGUGUUUGCUUUGUGAAUACUGCAGAGCUUGUAUAGCAAGAGGACAUUCCGUAAUAUAGGUGCAUGUAGUCUAAUUUAUUGGUAUGGUUUAUUCCAUCUCAGUUCCUGGCUGUCAAAGGUAUCAGCUGAAGCAGUUUGAGCUUGUAAAUUCCACUCAGCCACUUUUUAUGAUAUAACAAAAUUUAUAGCGCCCAGUGAAAGUUUAACCAUGAUUGUGAUGUCUUAACAUGGACUUUCACAAUUUUGACUCCUAGGAUUCAAAUAUUAGUUUUUAUGUCAAAUUGCCAAAUUUGAAUUCAAGUCAAAAUUGACAAUGGGGAAUCUGCCCUGGUCACAUUGAUCUCAGGUUGUUCUCGGCUUUGCUGUACUUUAUGGACUUUGGAGUGUGCACCCACUUUUAGGUGUGUGUGUGUGGUAUCCCAAAUAGUUGCCCUCUCCACUUCCCUCCCUCCCUUCAUAUUGUCACCUUUACUGCAACAUAGUCAGUCCAUGCACACUAACAUGUGGGACUCGCAGUGGCAAGAUGUUCUGCUUGCUGCUGAUCAAGAACUCUGCCUCAGCUUGAAAAAAUCCCUCUUCCAGCUUGUGCCAAACAUCUCUCACAUUUGUGUUGGUUUUAUGUACAUAUGUUUAUGAACCUUUGCUUCGUUUACACUUUUGUCUUCACACUAAAUUUUUGUCUUUCCCACGUUUAAAUUAUUCCUGAAAUGCAUUGGUUACAUGUUUUGUGUGUAGUGCCAUGUAAAUUCACAGUCAUCACAAAGAUAUCGGGGAAUUUUAACUGCAUUUCAUAUGUAUGCUAAAUUUUAUGAAUAUACUGGAAUUUGGUCUGUAAUUUAAGAUUUGUGGUUGAUAAUGGGGUAUGGCUGUGUUUGUUCCAGCUAGCCUAAGUCUGUACCAUACGUUACUGCAGUAGUAUGUGUACUGCUGAUGUGAGCCUAGUGGUACUCCUACAUUGUCCUUGCGUAUUUGAGCCCACCAAAGGGUUACCCCUUAAUCCUGAGCUGUGCUGGACUACUGUAUAUUUCUGUACAUAUCUCUCAUGUAAAAUUAUUCCCACAUUGUACUUUACUGUGAAUUAUGAUUAUUAUUAUUAUUAUAUUGCCAAAUAAAAGAGGAAAAUUUUAUUUAUUCAAAGUUA